This is a messenger RNA of Diachasma alloeum, 1398 nucleotides long. RefSeq lists its product as uncharacterized. The record is from RefSeq and is a predicted model, not a curated record. The transcript has a single exon. NCBI's taxonomy places the organism in Eukaryota, Metazoa, Arthropoda, Insecta, Hymenoptera, Braconidae. Bases 1 to 1398 code for a protein of 465 amino acids.
AUGGAUAAAGCAAAAAAAACACGUGCUGUGUUACGAACGGCGUUUACACGUACGUACAAUCACCUCCUAACCCAACUGCAAGCUGAACAGCCAGAUAAAGAACAAGUCAACGCACUGUUCAUGCUUUUGAAAGAGAAGACCAGUGAGUUGGAGGACGGUGACCAGAGGUUCAUCAACUUGUUGUACGAGGAAAAUGUGUCAGAAGAGUUACUGGGCAAUGAGAUUGAGUCCCAAGAUGAGUACAAGCUGAAAUAUCAUCACGUAAAGCUCAGAGUUUCAGCACUCUUGGAACCCCCAGCAGAGUCGACAUCUCAACAGGGCCCUCAAUCACAUAACCUCUCCUCGACGAAUCACUCGGUACUGGACAACAAACGCAUCAAGCUACCCAAGAUUGACCCUCCCAAAUUUAGUGGACAGCUGAAACACUGGCUUUUGUUCUGGGGUCUAUUUAGGCCCAUUCACGAAGACGUUACGAUUACCAAAGAACAAAAGUUUCGCUACCUUGCACAGGCAAUGGAGGAAGGCUCUGGUGCAGCUGAUCUCGUCACCAGUUUCCCCCCUACAGCAGAGAACUACGACAAGGCUGUAGAGGAUUUGACAAACCGUUACGGUAAGAAAGAAUUGCUCAUAGAAAUGUAUGUUAGAGAGUUGUUGUUGCUAGUGCUCCACAAAGCAGUCCCUGGUUCCCAUCAAAGCAAACUCUCGAGUACAUACGAUAAAUUGAAGACGCAUCUGAGAGCGCUAGAGUCCUUGGGAGUCACGACAGAUAUGUGUGCAGCAAUGCUGUACCCACUGGUGGAAUCAUCUCUCCCAGAGGAGCUGCUCAGAGCCUGGCAAAGGCACUCAACGACUCUAGACAUUCCAGACACCAAAGCCAGACUCGACAAAUUUAUGGAUUUUUUGGAGGCUGAGGUAGAAGCGGAACAGAGGAUUUCCAUGGCCAUCGAGGGUUUCGGUUUGAAUGCUGGAUCCAAGAAAGAAGCAAACGACAAUAGAGACAAACCAAAAAAGAAGACGAAAGAUGAAUCGAAGCCAGUGGCCACCGCAGCCAGUCUACUGGCAACAAAAAGUACUUCGGCCCCAGUCAACUGUCUUUUUUGUGACGAAACCCAUGCCAGUGAAACUUGUGCAAAGGCGAAGAAGAUGAGUCUUGUAGAGAGGACUGCGAAAUUAAAAGAGAAGAACGCCUGUUUCAAGUGUCUGAAGGUUGGACACAGUUGUAGAACUUGUCGCUACAAAGACAAGUGUGGAUGGUGCGGAAAUAAACAUGUUUUAUUGAUGUGUCGUCAGAUGUCCACUCUUUCUUCAGGAGAAAGUAACACGAAGCCUGCCGUGACGGAGCAGAGUCUCGCCAAUUGUCAGCAGACCCAAGUGUUUUUCUGCAAACGCUCGUCGUAA